AUGACCACCCCAAUAUCAACAAUAACCCACCAACAACAAAUCCCCCUCACCCGCCUCCUCACGCACCUCGAAGCAACGCUCUCCAAUUCCUCCAACCACACACCCGCCCACCGCGCACGAAUCGCCACGAAUCUCGAACAUGCGCGGKCUUUGUAUUUGACUUUUGAGAAGAGUGUUGUGACGAAUCGAGUCCCUGGGGCGAAGAGGGAGGAGGCUUUGGAGGAGUUGGGGAGGCAGAGGGAGUGGAUUCGGAAAUUGGAGGGGAAGUUGAGGGAAUUGGGGGAGUUGGAUGAUGAUGAUGAUGAGGGGGAGAGUGAUGAGGAAGGGGAGGAUUUGUUGAAUGUUUAUCGGCCUGCUAGAGAGGGCAUGAUGGGGGGGUUGGAUGUUGGGGGAGAGACUUUGGGGUUACAGGACGAAGGAAAGGGUUCACAGGGACGGGAACAAUCACAGCAACAGCAACAGCAACAACAACAGCAGGAGUUACGAGAGAGAAAAGGAUUGAGUGUAAAGGACAACAGAUCUGCGGCGACUACGAGUGCUAGAGAAGCUCUCUUCUCGAAUCGUCCUCAAGACCAACAAGCGCAAGCUACAUCGGAUAUCUCCAAGACGGAAACUAUGAUGUCACAUCAUCGAAACGAGCAGGAGGCUCUCACGACGGGACUUUUGGGGUUGGCGGCUGCAUUGAAGCAGAGUUCCAUCCAGUUCUCGACUUCAUUGGAAGCGGAACGGGAUGUGUUGCAAAGGGCGGAGGGAGGACUGGAUAAGAGUGCGCAGGGAAUGGAUGCUGCGGGCAAGAAAAUGGGGACGUUGAGGAGGAUGAGUGAGGGGCAAGGAUGGUGGGGGAGGAUCAAAUUGUAUGCCUUUAUCUUUGGCUUGUGGUUGGGAUGCUUCUUGUUGGUAUUCGUGGGGCCAAAGUUGAGGUUUUGA
Ramularia collo-cygni is the source of this 927-nucleotide messenger RNA. RefSeq lists its product as uncharacterized. Gene Ontology annotation, biological process: retrograde vesicle-mediated transport, Golgi to endoplasmic reticulum. The record is from RefSeq and is a predicted model, not a curated record. Bases 1 to 927 code for a protein of 308 amino acids. The transcript has a single exon. Gene Ontology annotation, molecular function: SNAP receptor activity. Gene Ontology annotation, cellular component: SNARE complex; endoplasmic reticulum. NCBI's taxonomy places the organism in Eukaryota, Fungi, Ascomycota, Dothideomycetes, Mycosphaerellales, Mycosphaerellaceae.